AUGACUAGCACGUACACUCAGUGGCUGGCUGAUGCGAAAGAGGACAGCUCAUUUGACCUCGCUGACCUGGAAACGCUUGAGUUAUACUUAGGGGGAUCUCUCGGCAUUGACAGUGCAGCCGAACAGCUUACCGAAGGCAAGGCCUGUCAAGAUGUGGAAAAUAUAUGGGUGAUGCUCCUAGUCCUUUCAAAGUGCCAUAGUGAGAUCCUUGAAAGUAUUGUCAGCCUAAUACGCACCAUAUUUGCUCUCAGGCCCUCAGAUGAUGACGAGAGCUCUGAAGAGUGGUCAGUCAAUAUUAUCAGAAGCUUCGGUGUUAAUUGGCGUGAUGUUCAUGACGCAUUAUGGUCAGAUCGCCGCCAGAUGAAGCAUGUAUCAGACCCAGCGGGCCAAAACUGGAUCAACUACCAUGCCUUCUCUGCAGCUUGCAUCCGUGAAGGGAUCCUCACUGAUUUGUAUUGGGCAUAUAUCAUCAUUGUCGACGGGCUCGAAAGGAAAGUGAGGUAUCCAAUCACACCUCAGCAGGAUGCCGAUGUUGCAGCUGCAUGUCAAUAUUUCAUCCACGGUGCUAGCCAUAUCCUGCGCAACGGUUGCCAGCCUGAAUACGGAGAGACACUCCGGGGUUGGGGCGACGAGAGCGAGCUUUGGCAAGGGGAAAAAGGGCUAACCCCCGGGAGAUGGACAUUCUGGGAAGAGCGGUUGGAUACCUUGAGAUUAGAUGAAGGCUUUUCUGACGAGACCAGAGAGGCAGCAAGGAGAGGAGAGGCGGCCAUUUGA
This is a messenger RNA of Microsporum canis CBS 113480, 774 nucleotides long. RefSeq lists its product as hypothetical. The record is from RefSeq and is a predicted model, not a curated record. The transcript has 2 exons. Bases 1 to 774 code for a protein of 257 amino acids. NCBI's taxonomy places the organism in Eukaryota, Fungi, Ascomycota, Eurotiomycetes, Onygenales, Arthrodermataceae.